AUGACUUGGUUGGGACACCUUCUCAAGCUCCUCUACGCCGCCCAGAUCAUCUACGCCGGCGCCAUCAUGACAGCCAAACUCAGCAUCCUCGCGCUGUACUGGCGUCUAUUCCCGACCCCCUUCAUGAAGUGCAGCUGCGUCGUCCUCGCCGUGCUGACGGCCAUGUGGUGCGUCGCGGGCGUGCUGGUCGACAUCUUCCAGUGCACGCCGGUCGGCAAGGCCUUUGCGACGUCACUCACGAGCGACGGCGGCCGCUGCAUCUCCCAGACGGGAUACUGCCUCGGCAUGAUCAUCCCCAACAUCCUGAUCGACGUCAUGAUCCUCUGCCUGCCGACCUUCGAGGUCUCGAAGCUGCACCUGCCGCGCGGCCAGAGGUGCGCCCUGGCUAGCGUGUUCCUCCUCGGAGCGGGUGUCACCUCGGCCGGCGGCGUGAGGAUGUACUACCACCUCGAGCUGGUGGAAUCGGGGACGGGCGGGGACUUUGACUUUACCAUGGCCCUGUUUAACCCGCAGCUGUGGAUGACUCUCGAGCCCGACAUGGCCAUCAUCUGCGCCUGCCUGCCCGUCAUGCGGCCACUGGUGACGAUGCUCCUGGCCUCGCCGCUCUACCUUUCCAUCACCUCGUACCUCACUGCCGGCUCGAGCACAGGCAGUAGCGCCAACAAUGGCAAGCUCGCCGCCUCGAACACGAUCGGCGGGUCGUCGGCGGCCCCGAGCAGUGCGGCGCGGGGCGGCGCCGGGGACAACAACACCGAUUACCGGGCGAGCAACCACCACGAGCACCCUUCCGAGUACGCGCUGUCGUUGUUCGACUCGUUGGAGUAUCUGAGAGACGAGGACGUGGAGGCCGGGCGGCUCGUGCGACGGGACGCCGGAGUCUGGCCCUCGCAACGGGACAGUAGCAUCGGGUGCCAGACCCAGGUCAGCAGAAGCGAGAGUAUAGGACCCGAUGACAUCCCCCUGGGCGCGAUCUCGGUCAAGACUGUUGUGGAUUGUCGUGAGACGACAAGUAGUCCUCCCAUGAGGGGCUAA
Molecule: messenger RNA, 1032 nt
Organism: Diaporthe citri
Lineage: Eukaryota; Fungi; Ascomycota; Sordariomycetes; Diaporthales; Diaporthaceae
Exons: 3
Coding region: 1-1032 (343 amino acids)
Source: RefSeq, a predicted model, not a curated record